CUUCUCGUCGACAACGGGUGCUCUAUUCAACGACGAUAGAGCAGCAUUGAGCUUUCGUCCGAGGUCCGCUAAGACCAUGAUCGUGGAUCGUGUACAGAGUUAGCCGCCUGUGCAUUCCACUUUAACAUCUACCAUACACAACGUGGCCACCAUAUGCAUUUCGCUUGAACUUUGAUACUAAUCUCAUAAUAUAUCUAUGGCGCAUAGCGACUCUGAAGAAGAUGUCUUGGAUGAUCUUGACUUCGAUGCAGCCUCUGAAGGAGAUGACGACUUAGAGGACGAUAUUCUCGAUGCCCUUGAAGGCGACCUUGCAGCUGCUGCAGAGGAGGCAACUGAAGGGGAAGACGUGUGUCAAUCCUUUCUCUAGACUCGGAUACAGAUGAUUCUGACAAUGGUUCUGAAGACGAAGAUGCUGAGCCACUCGUGCCACCAUUAUCUCAGGUUGCAGACCCUUUGUCCGUGGCUCCGCCCUUGCCAUUGGGACCAAGUCACAGUCAAAGUAGACCGUCAUCUCCGAGACAACAGACACCUCCAGCCAAAGGUCUCCGACUCCUGUUCCCGCACAACGGGCCCUGUCACCUGCACAUGCACGUAUAGCCAGCAUUUUAGCGGAUCUUCGCGUCCCCAGGUCAUAUACUGUUGAAGCCAUCUGUGCCAUUCCUCAUCCCGUCCCCACCCAUUCUCUUGCGGCGUCGGUAUGUAUGUCCCAUCUCAUUACAGGCUCGGACGAUGGCUACAUCCGCGACUACGACAUCUUUGCUGGUGUUAACGGUAAAGUCUUCCUUACUGCACCUCAAAGGCAUCACUGUGGAGUUAUGGAAGGCCUUAUGAAAGCAGCUCAACUCAAAUGUUGGUGGGAGAAUCCAGUAGGCUUUACUGGACCAAACGGUUCCUCUGAGGAUGUCCCCCUUUGCGCACCAUACAGCUUGCUCAUGCAGUCUGACGCACUGUGGGCACUUUCAGGCUCAGACCAAGGAAACAUUAACCUGUACACCGUACGACAUGAGCCUGGCCGUUUAUGUCAUGUCAUGAAUGGGCAUCGUGGUCCGGUUUCUGCAAUGGCGAUGGAAUAUGACGAGAAAGGGUUCUAUAGCGCCGGCUGGGACAGUGAAGCCUAUUUAUGGGACUUGAAUACUGGUCAAGUGGUCCGGAAUUUUAAGUCUCACUCUUCGCAGCUUACAGCGAUCGCCGUGCGACCCAUGGUCGCCCCGGAAUUCCAUGGACAGCAGCAUUGGGUCGACCAGCAACAGCCAUUCUAUGAUGCCAACCCUCCUAAGCAUGAGGAAUUAUAUGCAUUUCCGCAGGGUCCCCAGACGCCAGUGGAACCCAAAGUUGAGCAAACCGACAGUACCGGCCAGGCGUCCUGGCCUCAGUCAAACGGUUCUCAUGUUCAGAAUCCUACCGUGCCUCCCGCAGAACCUCCCAAAGACGACGAGGCCAAGUCUGAAGCUUCUUUCGACCCUUUGUUCGAUGACGAACCUGAUGCUGACGGGGAAGGCGAGACUGAUCAUGGGUCUCAACCUCCUCCUCAGCCAACCUCUCAGCCCCAUGGUUAUCAGAACCAAAUGCCUUACACCCAACCACCACAGCAAAUGUUCCAGCCACCUAGAGGGGCUGCUGCCAGUGCGCCAAAGAAUGCACCGCCUAUACUUGAUCCUAUGUCUUAUGCUACGUACUCGCCUGACUUGCUGAUGGUUGCCUCCAUUGACGGGCAAAUUGUACUAUGGGAUAAGCGAGUUCAUACGCCUGGGCGUGGUGUUGGACGGCUUUGGAUGAGUGAGAAGACACCUCCGUGGUGUGUCUCUGCGUGUUGGUCCGCGGAUGGGGGCCAGAUAUACGCAGGGAGGCGAAAUGGAACGGUCGAUAUAUACGAUGUUCGACAACUAGGAGUUGCUGCUGCAGGUUUACCUCGAAUAUUGAAGACGCUUCGUAACCCGGUCAGCUCUGGUGUCGUAUCCUGUGUAGUCGCUUUCCCGGAUGGCCGUCAUCUUGCCUGCGCAUCGCAAGACAACAUACGACUAUGGAACGUUGCUGAAGCUGGGGAACCCGACGCAUCCGGUAAGAUGAAGAGCGGCGUACAGUUCAAGAUAAUCCCUGGCCAUCAUGGCGGAUUCAUCUCGCAGAUGUUGGUUGAUCGAGCAGCAAGGUUCUUGGUUAGUGCUAGCAGUAAUCGUGGCUGGUUUGGUGAAUCGACGAGGACUGUGUUCGUUCACGAGAUCAAACACAUCCACUGAUAGAUAUUAUCCCUUUUGUUAUGUAGUUUCUUUGUGUUGUAUUAUCUCAAGCAUAUAUAUCAUAGAAUUUUGAUAGCCUCCCCAGAUCACAGG
Molecule: messenger RNA, 2327 nt
Organism: Somion occarium
Lineage: Eukaryota; Fungi; Basidiomycota; Agaricomycetes; Polyporales; Cerrenaceae
Source: the annotation of a GenBank genome assembly